GCCAGCUCUUUCGCCAAUUGGAUGAGGAGGGGUUUAAAAAGUUUGUGGCUAUUAUGUACGCAAACUGACCAGUGUUCUUCUCUAGUUGCCAUUUUGGAGACAUGGAAGCUACCGCAAUGCGACCAAACGCUAUCAAAUUGCUGGCAACCUCAACCUCAACCUCAAUUUCGUCUCUUCAGCCAACAAAUGCUGCCGGCGUUAGCUUCCUCGUACCAAAAUCUGUCCAACUGACUAAGACGCCCAUGAUUGCCCGAGCUUCCGACCCCAGAAAUGACCAAGCAAAUCCCAGCACUGAUGAACCUGGCCUUCCUUUCCUACCCCAGGAGGAUUUGAACUUCUUGGUGAAACUGGGAGUGGGUUCAGUUGCGGGAGGAGCAGUUAUAAAAUAUGGAAGUGUGAUUUUACCGGAGAUAACAACACCAAAUUUUUCAUUGGCUCUGUUUAUGAUAUCAGCUCCAAUGGUUGUUGCGGUUGUGCUCUUAUUUUUGCAAAGUCGUGCAGAUUCAUGAGUGUAACAAUCACGAACAUUUUCUGGGUGAACAAGCUCUGUAGCAAUCUGUUGGACUGUAGUCAUGCUUUGUUCAUGAUGCCUUUUGAUUUUGACCGCCAAAAAUAUCAUGCUUUAUUCAUGAUGGUUUAUUCGAGUUUUACCUUGUAUUUUCUGUAUGUAUGCACCGGAGAUGAAUGCUUGGGGGUCGUAAUACAAACUAGUGUAGUUGUGACGUGAAUAAUGUGCAACUAUGCGGAGAUUAUAACAUAAUUUUUUGUUGAUUGCU
Messenger RNA from Lycium barbarum (goji berry), 776 nucleotides. RefSeq lists its product as uncharacterized. The coding region runs from base 102 to 509 and encodes 135 amino acids. Gene Ontology annotation, cellular component: chloroplast. NCBI's taxonomy places the organism in Eukaryota, Viridiplantae, Streptophyta, Magnoliopsida, Solanales, Solanaceae. The record is from RefSeq and is a predicted model, not a curated record. The transcript is spliced from 2 exons.